AUGGAGGAGAGUGACCUGCUGAAGGAGAGGCUGCAGGCCAUCACUCAGAAGCAUCGAAUUCAAGAGGACAUUAAAAAGAAGAAAGUGAAACUCGAUCAAGAGAAAUUCAAACUGCAACAUCUGAAGAAAAAGGCUCUGAGAGAGCAGUGGCUGCUGCGAGACUCCCAUAAUGGAGCAGACUGCACACAGCAGCAGAGCUUUCUGUCUGACCGGGAGCACGCCAGAGCCCUGCAGCUCAGCAUCCACAGGAUUGAGAUGGAGGUGGAUUCUCUGGAGAGAGAAGAGUCUAUGAUCAGCGUUAAUGAGAGUUUUAUCCUCAGUAGACUCAAGGCAGUGGAGAAAAGUCCGGAGGACAUUAUCAAGGAAGCCCACAACAGCUUUGUUCCUGAACCAUUACACUUAACCACAGCAAUCCCUGAAUCCUCCUCCUCACCAGCCAGUGAACAGUCUCUGUUUAACAUGCAGAUCAAUGUGGCUAAAAACACUCUGACUGGGGAGAGCUCAGUACUUUCUACGCCAGAUGUUCUUCUGAAAGACUUUCACCAAAGCACCGGGCUCAGGGUUCAUGAUGAUGUCCAGAAGUGUGUUUGUGCACUCAGCUCUCAGCAGGCAUCACGUGGCCAGAAUGGUGUUUCUGAGCUAUCGGCCAAUGAGGUGGGACAUUUACUGAGAAAUGCUACAAUGCAUUGUCAAGCAAAGCACCAGAACUGGAACAGGGUGGAGCAUGACCUCGGGAAGCAGCCGGGACACUAUGAUGUCCUGCAAAGACACAAAGCAGACAAAGACUCCAACGAACACAGAAACCCACGCAGUGAGCAUCACUGCUGUGACCAGGACAGCCGUCUUAUCAAAAAUGAAGGCAGGAGCCAGCAAACCAAUCGGACGGGAAGUUGUGUGACGCUGGAUCACUAUGGCAACCAGCGAGAUUGUCACCGUAGUUCAUAUCCAGUGAGAAAUUGUCACCGUCUUCAGGAAGGCGGGUCUGCACGCCACCAGCCCGGCAGCAUGACCAGAAGCAGCAGCAGGAUUACUGAACCAUCCAGGCGCUGCGUGGCUCUCAGGACACAUGACCAGGAAAUGCUAACACACACACGGUUCAGCUACACUCCCUGUUAUAUUCCUGCUGUUGAUUAUAUCAGUGAGGAAGAACAUUACCCAUCAUUGCACCAGUCAAACAGACAAACUGGGAGCAGAGCACCCCUUACUGGAGACGACCCUGCUGAGCCGAUCACAGCCAUAUUCAUGGGUUUUCAGUCAGCGUUGGACGAGAGCCGGCAGGAGUUUGAAGGUUCCCUCAAGGCUGAACUGGUCAUUGUUGAGGACGAUGAAGACUAUGAUGACAGCAACAUGAAGGAGAAGAAGAGCCACGUUCCAAAGCCAAGCGCAAGCAAUGGAGCUGCUGCACACGUGCAGGGAGACGGACAGAGAGCGGUGGGACCAGGCGUCAGAAAGAUCCGGAAAAAGCAACAACCGUGCUGCAGUGUCUGCUGACUGAAAGCCUUCUUCACGUGGUGCUGCCUGAAAGGACCGAUGCUCCUCGAGCGCUUAGUGACCGACGGCUUUUGUGAAGGGAAGACGUGAAAUCAUCUCCAGCUAAUAAACAUGUGACACUGUUUAGUUUGGUCUUUAUAACGUAUAUCCCAUACUGCUGUGUGUCGCUGUAAGUGGACUGUUUCUACUCUGCUUCACCAAAUCACACACAAUCACACAAGCACUGUUUUCCAUGCCUAAGCACUAACAAUGAAUGAAUGAAUGCAUCAGAGAGCAGGAGUUCAGUAUGUUGCCCCAGCAUAUAUAUGCUACAGAUUCAUGUAAAAUGUAAGAUUAACCCACAAAUCUGUCAUCUGAAGCUGGAAUGCAUGGAGAAAGAAGACAAACCCAAAUAAAUCACUUUGAACAGGA
Messenger RNA from Neolamprologus brichardi, 1902 nucleotides. The record is from RefSeq and is a predicted model, not a curated record. Lineage: Eukaryota; Metazoa; Chordata; Actinopteri; Cichliformes; Cichlidae.